UAGAGGAGAGAAGCCAGAGGGCACAGAUAUGGAGGUGGGGCAAGGAACAGGUUCCCCAAGAGCUUCCUACGUGUUUGAGGAAUUGUUGUGCACAAUGCCUCUGCGUGCAACCCAGAGGAGGACGUCACAAGCACCAGGGCUUGUGAAGUUGGGGGUUCACUGUGUAACAUGUCAAAAGGUCGCGAUAAAAAUUGUCAACAGAGAGAAGCUCAGCGAGUCGGUGCUAAUGAAGGUGGAGCGGGAAAUAGCCAUCCUGAAGUUGAUAGAACAUCCUCACGUUUUAAAGCUGCAUGACGUUUAUGAAAAUAAAAAAUAUUUGUAUUUGGUGCUAGAACAUGUGUCAGGUGGGGAGCUCUUCGACUACCUUGUAAAAAAAGGACGAUUAACACCAAAAGAAGCCAGAAAGUUCUUCCGACAAAUCAUCUCCGCUUUAGACUUCUGCCAUAGUCAUUCAAUAUGCCACAGGGACUUAAAACCAGAAAACUUACUGUUGGAUGAAAAGAACAAUAUCCGGAUAGCAGACUUCGGAAUGGCAUCACUGCAGGUUGGGGACAGCUUAUUAGAAACCAGCUGUGGAUCACCACAUUAUGCCUGUCCCGAAGUAAUCCGGGGAGAAAAAUACGAUGGAAGAAAAGCAGAUGUCUGGAGCUGUGGAGUCAUUUUGUUCGCAUUGUUAGUGGGUGCCCUGCCAUUUGACGAUGACAAUUUGCGGCAGCUCUUGGAAAAGGUGAAGCGCGGAGUGUUCCACAUGCCACAUUUUAUCCCCCCGGACUGUCAGAACCUCUUGCGGGGGAUGAUUGAAGUGGAUGCCUCGAAACGUCUCACGCUAGAACACAUUCAGAAACACAUAUGGUAUAUAGGGGGUAAGAACGAGCCAGAGCCAGAGCAACCAAUUCCUCGAAAGGUCCAGAUUCGAUCUCUCCCUUCCCUGGAAGAUAUUGAUCCAGAUGUGUUAGAUAGCAUGCACUCAUUAGGCUGCUUCCGUGACCGAAAUAAACUCUUACAGGACUUGUUGUCAGAAGAAGAAAACCAAGAGAAAAUGAUUUAUUUUCUUCUCCUGGAUCGUAAAGAGAGGUAUCCCAGUCAUGAGGAUGAGGACCUGCCCCCCAGGAAUGAAAUAGAUCCCCCCAGGAAACGUGUGGACUCCCCGAUGCUGAACAGACAUGGGAAGCGGCGGCCAGAGAGGAAGUCGAUGGAGGUUCUCAGUGUGACAGAUGGCGGCUCCCCAGUCCCAGCUCGCAGAGCUAUUGAAAUGGCACAACAUGGACAGAGGUCUCGGUCGAUCAGCGGAGCUUCAUCUGGCCUCUCCACCAGCCCCCUCAGCAGUCCAAGGGUCACCCCUCACCCCUCUCCAAGGGGAAGUCCCCUCCCUACCCCCAAGGGGACACCUGUCCAUACGCCAAAGGAGAGCCCAGCAGGUACACCCAACCCAACGCCACCAUCCAGCCCCAGCAUUGGAGGAAUGCCCUGGAGGACACGACUCAACUCCAUCAAGAACAGCUUCCUGGGGUCUCCUCGCUUCCAUCGCCGGAAACUGCAAGUACCUACACCGGAGGAGAUGUCCAAUUUAACCCCAGAAUCUUCCCCAGAGCUUGCCAAAAAAUCCUGGUUUGGUAACUUCAUCAACCUAGAAAAAGAAGAACAGAUCUUUGUGGUCAUUAAGGACAAACCGCUAAGCUCCAUCAAGGCUGACAUUGUCCACGCUUUCCUUUCGAUCCCCAGCCUCAGUCACAGCGUCAUCUCACAGACGAGUUUCCGUGCAGAAUACAAGUCCACGGGAGGUCCUGCUGUCUUCCAGAAGCCGGUGAAGUUCCAGGUGGACAUAACAUACACAGAAGGGGGCGAGGCCCAGAAGGAGAAUGGGAUCUACUCGGUCACUUUCACACUCUUAUCAGGUCCAAGCCGUCGCUUUAAGAGGGUAGUAGAAACCAUUCAGGCACAGUUGUUAAGCACACAUGACCAGCCUUCAGUGCAGCAGUUAUCAGACGAGAAGAACGGGCAGGUGAGCCACCCCCCCGGCACGCCAACCAAGCAUAGCGCAAACAGCAAGCGGAGCGAUUCCGAUGCUAAUGACUAUGGGUCUAGAGGAGACAAUAAGUACCCCGCUGGCAAAGACAAGGCAAAGAUGGUCUCAUCGGUCGGCCUACAAGACCAACCUUAA
Alligator sinensis (Chinese alligator) is the source of this 2161-nucleotide messenger RNA. It is a transcript of the gene BRSK2, whose product is annotated as BR serine/threonine kinase 2. The coding region runs from base 29 to 2161 and encodes 710 amino acids. Gene Ontology annotation, biological process: protein phosphorylation; microtubule cytoskeleton organization; intracellular signal transduction. The transcript is spliced from 20 exons. Gene Ontology annotation, cellular component: cytoplasm. The record is from RefSeq and is a predicted model, not a curated record. Gene Ontology annotation, molecular function: protein serine/threonine kinase activity; ATP binding; tau-protein kinase activity. Lineage: Eukaryota; Metazoa; Chordata; Crocodylia; Alligatoridae.